AUGGCAGGCGGAGCGGCGAGAGACCCAGGCUUCUUCGAUUGUGAAAGCUCGAGAGGUUCGCAUCCCUUUCAUGAGCUGAAUGGGAGAGCAUCCAGAGGAUCCUUUGCACAUCCGGCACGGCUGCUUGAGCGUUGCCAUGUUUUCACUGGCGGUGUCAUUCUCUUGGCCUUGACCUGCUGUCUCGCUGCGAGUCUCGCACUCCACAACCCAUCUUUGUCCGGACCUCGACAAGCAGCAAAAGCAGCUGUUCUGGAGGCAGUUCCAGUGGUCUUAGUGGAUGGGCAGAGGUACCGAGCCGUUCAAUACCUGGGAAUGAACUUGUUCACAGCUCCUGGCACAGAGGUGGACGGGUGUUUCGACUUCAAUACUGAGAUGGAUCAGUGCUACUUGGGGAGCACAACAGUUCGUGAUGAUGUCGCCAGGCGCAUGGAAAUUUUGCUAGAGGCCGUCGAAAGAGUAUUUGCGUCUGCUCAUUGGGACCGCAGUCCCACUACUCUGAAGAUUGUGCUCUUCCCUGAAUUCUUCUGGCGAGGCAGGCAGGGGGCAUACCGAAUAAAGCCAGGCCUCGAGAAUGUGACACAUGCUACAGCCAGCUGGAUCUUUCAUCAGUUUGCGCAUGAGCGCUUCAAGCACUGGCUGAUCGUUGAUGGUACAGUGGUCAUGGCUCAGGCGGCUGAUGAGAACUACGUCCGUAUGUCUCAGAGGCCGGAGGAGAACGUCAGCUACUAUAAUUUUGCCCCAAUUCACAUAGGGGGCACCAACUUGACUUAUCUGAAGUUCAAGCACUUUGUCAGCGGAAUUGAUUUCAUUCGAGCUCGCCCAGAAGGAUCACGCAUGGUACCUGCACCACCGCGCAAAUCGCAUGAGUUCUGCAAGAGGCAUCCACUUUCCAAUGGCUGCGUCUAUGGACGCCUGCCUGAGGAACUGCUGCGAAAGCUUGGAUUUGGCCGCGACAUUGAACUUCCGAAUGGUUUGCUGUCCAUCGGUGGAUUGAAGAUUGGCUUGGAAAUUUGCCUCGACCAUGCAAUGGGAGAACUUUGCAACAAAACGCUUACAUCGGACGAGCACGUCGAUGUACAACUCGUUGUAUCCGCGGGCAUGAACAUUGCAUCUGGCCCCGUUUGCACAGCACGAGGAGGUCCCGUGUUCCUGGCUGAUGGCUUUGCGAGGACCGAGGUCAGCUUGAAUCCGUUUGGACGUGGUCGCGAAGCGGCCCCAACUCCUGACCGCCACCGUCGAUUCAACGUGGGCAUUGACUACGGAGCUGACGUGAUGGUGUCGAUGCAGCAGUUUAUUGCAGACACGAUCUUCAAUAUCACGGGAACCGGCUUUGGGACACGGUUUCCUGGCCUGUCGACCCUCCCUGGAGGCAGCUUCAGCUCUGGGAGUACCGGAAUGGCGUUCAGGCAGAUUUCCGCACUCGGAAAGGAUUGGAAGGACCAGCUUGAAGGCUUCUACCACACUGGCAGUUACAAGGAGGCUGAGCGUGUGCAAGAAUCAAUCAAGACGGCCUUGAACAAGUUUGAGAACACAGAGGGCCUUGCGAUUUCCAGCGAGAUCUUGCAGCCACAAGUACAUCCAACCAUGGACAUUUACGGUCCGUUCGAAGCCGAUGGCUCUGAGUUCUUCUCCGAACUGUGGGUACAAAUCUUCAUGCAGCUGCGAGCGCUUGCUUCAGACAGCAGGCCCGAGGUGCGGAACUGCGCGGUGAAGAGCCUAUCAACAGCACUGCUGUCCCACGGCCGCAAGGUGGGAACAGAGUGCUAUUCGCGCUGCUUGUCGGACAUCCUCAUGAAGGUCUUGGCCGAGAUACAGGAAGCUGCACGUGAAGCACGACUCCGUGGUACGUCCAGGCCUGACAACCACUUGAUUGUGCAUCAUUCUCGCGAUACACCGGAGAAGCAGUGGGACGAAACGGUGUCCCUUGCCUUCGAGGGUGUUCGGCGAGUGCUGAACCAUUUCUCCGAAGAAGCUGGCCCGGAAGCCUUCGCGCCUCUGGCAUAUGCGAUGCUGCUGCACAUCCAGGAGACAAUGCGUGCCCUGACGCCUGAGACCACUGCCUCAGCUGUGCGUGCGCUGGUCGACUUGAUGAGGAUUCCAGCAUCUUGCCAGACGUUCCAGGUUGCUGGAACGCUUGUUAGCGACCCUCGUGUUCCGAGUCCUCCAGGUGACAAAACAUCUGUGUGGAACCUGUGCUGGGGGGUGCUGUGGAGUAUGGUGAGCUUUUGCCUUCCGCGCGAAGUUCCAGAACUGGUUGUGGAGGCGUUCGCCUCCUCGCUCAGCGCCUUGCGGUGUUCUCAUGGCCAGGUUUUCACGACAGUCCAGCAUCUGAUGUUGCUGCAGCUCUCGCUUGUCCUGGUGACAGCACCGUCUUUCUAUUUGCCCUCCACGCCGUGGCUACAGGCCGAGGUCGAGGAAGAGACAGGAGCGAAUGGCACCGAAGAGCAGAGCAGUCGAAAGUGGCUCGCGGAUCUAUUGGGUCAGGCACAGCAUGGCCUCAGCGAGUCUGAGCGGGGCGUCUUCAGCUUCAUUGAGGACGGCCGAUCCACAUUGUGGUCCCUAGCUCGACACGAAGGUGCAAAGCCCACCCACGCCAAGGCGGCUACGCCGGUUACUGACGUCAUGACUCCAACUGCCAAUGCCGCGGACAUUUGGAGUAUGGAGGGCUUUCUGCAGCAGUCACUAAGCUGCUCGAGCUCGUCAGAGUUGGAGGAAAUGGUACAGGCUUUUCUUGGCCAGGGGCCCGUCUCCGCGUGA
Molecule: messenger RNA, 2757 nt
Organism: Symbiodinium natans
Lineage: Eukaryota; Dinophyceae; Suessiales; Symbiodiniaceae
Source: the annotation of a GenBank genome assembly